Talaromyces proteolyticus is the source of this 1040-nucleotide messenger RNA. RefSeq names its product Metallo-dependent phosphatase-like protein. Gene Ontology annotation, molecular function: hydrolase activity. The coding region runs from base 44 to 967 and encodes 307 amino acids. The record is from RefSeq and is a predicted model, not a curated record. Lineage: Eukaryota; Fungi; Ascomycota; Eurotiomycetes; Eurotiales; Trichocomaceae. The transcript is spliced from 2 exons.
AGCUCCUGAGAUAACUCAUUACUACUUCAUCCACGUGUUCACUAUGUCAAACCCCUCGACAAGAAAACCCCCUACCGGCAAGCUAUACGCCAUUGCUGAUAUUCACGUGGCCUUUUCCUACAACCAAGAAGCCUGGUUUGAGUUGGCGCCGCAUCCCGGCGAUGGCCUGAUCUUAUGUGGAGACAUUGGAGAGACAGUUGAGCACUUGCGGCAGGCGUUUUCGAUAGCCACAAAAUGCUUCGACACUGUAUGGUGGUGCCCUGGCAAUCACGAGCUGUAUACUUUCCCGACGGGAUCUAGUACUGAUUUUCGGGGAGAGCAAAAGUAUCAGCAAUGCGUUGAGGUGGCGCGAUCCUUUGAUAUUCUUACGCCAGAGGAUGAUUUUGUAGUGUGGGAGGGAGAGGGCGGUGCAACUGUGAUUGCACCGAUUUUUACUUUGUACGACUAUUCAUUUAAGCCAUACGAUGUGACGAUAGAGAAUGCUGUUUCAUGGGCAAGAGAAGAGAAUAUUGAAGCCACGGAUGAGUUUCUGCUUCAUCCAGAUCCUUUCCCUAGUCGACAAGAGUGGUGCAGUCAUCUUGUUAAAAAGUUUGAAGCAAAGUUAGAGGCGGCACAGGCACAGUUCCCAUCUCUGCCUUUUGUUAUAGCAAACCACUGGCCGCUGCGAAAGGACCUCGCUAGUCUAAAGUACAUCCCACGAUUCGUAAUAUGGUGCGGCACAACUUUAACCGAAGAUUGGCAUCAAAGGUUCAACGCAAGGGCAGUCAUUAGCGGUCACCUUCAUAUACGAAGGACCGAUUGGAAAAAUGGCUGCCGGUUCGAGGAAGUCAGCCUUGGCUAUCCAAGACAGUGGAAGCAUUGCGCUCAAAUGGGCCUAGGUGUCAAUGAUCUCUUAAGGGAGGUUUUACCGGGACCAGAACCUCCUGAAAACGGAGAGGCGCCAGUACAAUGGAGAAGAUAUGGGUAAAGUAGGAUGGAUAUGUCUGCAAGAAUUACGCAUGCAAGAAUAUAUCCUAGUAGUAGUAGUAGUAGUAGUAGUA